CCUUGGUGGCGGCAGCUUGCAUCAUGGUAGCUUGCAGCUAACUUCAUUUAUUGUCGGUACUGUCAAAAUGGCGGACGGUGAUAUAGAUUUGUACGCCGACGAUUUAGAACAAGAUUUUGCCCAGGAUGAAUUCGCUGGCGAUGGCCUCGAUUUAUACGAUGACGUUAUUGCCGCCACUGAUCGAGUGUCAAUGAGCGAAAAGAUUGAGCGACCCGAUCGAGAAAGAGAUAAUCGCUCUCCUAAUGAUGACGCUAAUGAUAAUUCCGGUUACAAUCAACUUGGAAAUAAUAUUCAUCCCAAUCAAGUCGGUCGACGACAUCAAUUAUACAUUGGAAACCUAACAUGGUGGACAACUGAUAAAGACAUUCAAGAAGCGAUUGUCGCUCUUGGCAUUACAGAUUUUAUUGAAGUGAAAUUCUUUGAGAAUAGAGCCAAUGGACAAUCGAAGGGUUUCUCUGUUGUUUCCCUUGGUUCCGAUCAGAGUAUACAAAUGUGUAUGGAUCGAUUACCAAAAACAGAACUUCAUGGACAGAAUCCUGUUGUUACUUAUCCAUCGAAACAUGCUUUGAAUCAGUUUGAAUCUCAGUGUAAAACACGUCCACCGCCGUCGCCGCAACAUAAUCAAAAUCAACGGCCACAUAAUUCUCAUCCCCAUCAACCAAUGUCGCCUCAACAUCAUUCGCAGCAUCAGCAGCAUCCUCCGCAUAUGCAACAGAAUCAUGGUCAUCGUGGAAUGAUGAUGGGACCCCCGCAGUAUGAUGGACCAAGACAAGGUCAAAGAAUUCCUCCGCCGGGAAUGGGCCCACCUGGCCCCGGCGGUCCACCCCAAGGCCCACCGCGUAUGCACGGACCACCCAUGGGUCCUGGUCCAGGUCCUCAUCAUCCUAUGCAAGGACAUCCGAAUCAAGGUCCACCGCCUCCUGGUUAUCAGCAGGGACCUUGGAAUGGUCCACGACCUAAUGGGCCAAGAGGUCCAAAUGGUCCCGGACAACAAGGAAUGCCCGGUCCCGGACCCGGCCAACGUCCACCACCCGGAAUGGUCAACGAAUUCCAGUUUCAUGGAGGUCCACCGGGACCUAUGAAUCAGGGACCACCUCGAGGCCCACCUGGACAUCCUGGCCCGCCCGGUGAACUUAGAGGAGCUCCUCCUAGAGGCGCUGAGUGGAAUCGUCCUCCAGGAAUGAUGCCAGGACCUGGAGGAAUGCCACCGGGACAUGGAAUACCACCUCAAGGGCCACCGGGACCACCGGGGGGACCAGCACCACAUGUAAAUCCCGCUUUCUUCCAACAGGGUCCUUCACAUCAGGGUCCACCUGGACCACCACAUGGACCAGCGCAUGGACCUGCUCCUCACAAUUACGGUCCUCCUGCGCAGGCACCUUACGGAGCACCUGGAGCGGAUCAUCGUGCGGAGGCCCACUCAACGCUUUCUGAACUCGAAUUUGAGGAAAUAAUGGGACGCAAUCGAACCGUUUCGUCGUCGGCAAUUGCGAGAGCUGUCUCCGACGCUGCUGCCGGAGAGUACGCGAGUGCAAUUGAAACACUCGUCACUGCUAUAUCGUUAAUAAAACAAUCGAAAGUCGCUGGUGACGAUCGAUGCAAAAUUCUCAUCAGUUCACUUCAAGAUACAUUGCGCGGCAUUGAAACAAAAAGCUACGGCUCUGCAAGAAGAGAUCGUUCGCGUUCACGAGACCGUGAUCGAAAUCAUAGACGACGUCGCGAGAGAUCAAGAUCAAGGGAUCGAGAAUAUAGAGAACGAAGUCGAGAUAGAGAUCGAGACAGGGAUCGCGAGAGGGAGAGAGAGCGCGAGAAGGAGAGAUAUUAUAAUGAAGGCUAUCCCAGAGAAAGAUCUCGAAGUCGUGAGAGGGAACGUGAACGCGAGAGGGAAUAUCGAGAACGAAGUCGGGAAGAAAGUUCAACGAGACAGGGAUCAUCUAGAGUGAGGCCAAAGGAAGAACCCACUGAAACACCAGCCGUUUCGUCUUCUAAGUCAUCAUCUAGAUAUUACGAUGAGCGUUACAGAGAACGUGACAGGGAAAGGGGGGAACGUGAGCGAGAGAGAGAAACGACAUCGCGACGACCAACAGAAAGAGAACGUGAACCUGAACGUGAAAGAGAAAGAGAACGCGAACGGCGAGAAGACGAUACUACGCAUCGUUCAAGGCAUUGAAAAAUCGCAAAUUUUACCGCGAUUUUAUUAUUAUUAUUAUUAUUUUUUUAAUGAAAAAAGCAUUUAAAAAGAAAAACACAUUUUUAUCCAUUUUUGAGCGUUAUUUUAUAUAUUACGCGUAACAAUUAUAUAAUUUACGAUACUUUUCAUUAAAAGUAAGUGUGACAGAACAAAGGUAAAUUUUUCUAAUGCAUUUUUCAAAAAUAAUACUUGAAUGAUCGUUUUUAAGGAUUCUCGCAAUUCUUUAAUAUUUAUAAGACAUUAAUUUGUUUUUCCUCCAAAUGUGUAGGUAUUAUUAAGGUUAUAUAUAUAUUUAUAGUUAUUAUAAAUAUAUAUAUACACACAAAAAUAUAUAAAUAUACAUUUAUAUAAAUAUAUUGUAAUCCCGAUAUCAGUCGGGAAAAUAAAUAUUUGUUUUAUGCGCCGUUGAACAGUUGGAAAA
This is a messenger RNA of Leptopilina heterotoma, 2612 nucleotides long. Its product is annotated as cleavage and polyadenylation specificity factor subunit 6-like. The transcript is spliced from 11 exons. Gene Ontology annotation, biological process: mRNA alternative polyadenylation. Gene Ontology annotation, cellular component: mRNA cleavage and polyadenylation specificity factor complex. Bases 68 to 2170 code for a protein of 700 amino acids. The record is from RefSeq and is a predicted model, not a curated record. Gene Ontology annotation, molecular function: mRNA binding. NCBI's taxonomy places the organism in Eukaryota, Metazoa, Arthropoda, Insecta, Hymenoptera, Figitidae.